AUGCAAGUGACGCAGCAACUGGUCGAUGUGUUUGCUGAGCGCGGCGGUGGUGGAUUUCCUCCCAACGGACCGCCUGUGGGUCGCGGAGGACCCGAGCGCCCGUCCCGAGGAAAGCCUGGAGCAGGUGGACCUGGCGGUAGACCCCAUGAUGGGCCCAAAGACCCGAAUGAGCCAGCGUUCCUGGAAAAGCUCGUUGUGGGGAUUGAAAACGACAGUGAUUUCGGUGUCACGCGUCGUAUCAUCGGCCCUGCUGGUUCGAACAUGAAGCGCAUUAGUGUUGAGGCCGGAGGAAAUGCCAAGAUUCGUGUGCGCGGGCGUGGCUCUGGGUCGAAGGAAGGAGGGCCUGAAGACGCCGAUGAGCCGUUGAUGAUCUUAGUAUCAGCAGAGAACGAGCGCAGCUUCCGCAUUGCGUGCUCACUCACGAGUGAGCUGCUUGGUUCUAUUCACCGCGACUACCAAAUGUUCCAGCAGCGUGGCUUCCGCGGUGGCGGCGGAGGUUAUGGCCGAGGUCGUGGCCAUCACUAA
This is a messenger RNA of Phytophthora sojae, 525 nucleotides long. RefSeq lists its product as hypothetical. Gene Ontology annotation, cellular component: nucleus. The record is from RefSeq and is a predicted model, not a curated record. The transcript has a single exon. NCBI's taxonomy places the organism in Eukaryota, Oomycota, Peronosporomycetes, Peronosporales, Peronosporaceae. Gene Ontology annotation, molecular function: RNA binding. The coding region runs from base 1 to 525 and encodes 174 amino acids.